Monomorium pharaonis (pharaoh ant) is the source of this 1151-nucleotide messenger RNA. RefSeq lists its product as uncharacterized. NCBI's taxonomy places the organism in Eukaryota, Metazoa, Arthropoda, Insecta, Hymenoptera, Formicidae. Bases 124 to 924 code for a protein of 266 amino acids. The record is from RefSeq and is a predicted model, not a curated record. The transcript is spliced from 4 exons.
CCUGUGCGAGAGGAUUCUGGGAUAGAAUUGUUGAUGCUGAACAGCUGUUGAUUAGAAAAAAGUGGCGGGAAACAUCAUCGUGAUGAGAGAACCUUAUGUGAAAGAUUGAAUCCGAGCUCGCAAAUGUCUGGUAAGAAAUUGGGGAUGAGCAUCGCUGCCUUCAGCAAAGAGGAGUAUGAUAGCUAUCAAGAGUCUCUCUCGUCGAGGAAAGAAUGGCCUGGUGUCAAUGUCAGACCUGAUUCACGAGCGAUGUUGAACGUGCCGAUGCUGAUCAUGGAGCUGUACCGAUUGGUACCCUACAAGGAAGGCCGCUACGUGCACUUUCACCCGUUUAACAUGCCUUACAUUAAAGUACGUAAGAUUGAGCUGGUUGGAACCGUUAUGAAUGUCAAGCGCAAUGUCAAUAAUCUGAUACUGACAAUUGAGGAUGGAACGGGAGCGGCGCAAGUCAAUUUUAAUUUGGAGCAGUAUAUGUUCCUAUUGAAGCAACGGGAGGAGAUUGAUGAGAAAUACAGGAAACAAGCUGGAAAUUUGAGUAAGAGUGAGGCAAAAAUAAAUCAGAGUUGUCCAAAGAAGUUCCCUGAGAAACGUCCCAAAUUCUCAUAUCCACAUGAUGUAUCUCUACGUGAUGUAGCUGUCCUGGAGAACGAGUGGUGGUCAGAGACGAAUGGUGGUUUACUGGGUAAAAAAAUCGAACCGUUCGACUACGUAUAUGUCAUUGGAUAUCCAUGUCUUGAUGCAAACUUCCAAACGAUACCGGAACAGAUUACGGCUGAGUUUAUUGAGCACUCAAAACUGAUUGUGUUUGCGUUGUCUGUCACGUGCAUCUCUGAGGAGAUGUACAAUAAAAAGUUAUCGAUGUGGAUAGGCACCACUGUUCAUCAAAGAUAUACAGAGAAUAAAGAUUAUAUUACAAAGAAAUAAACAUCAGUGAAAUCUUUAUAUAUAUGUAUAUCCAUUAUGUUAAGAUUGUAACAUAUUUUUAAAGAUUAUUAUGUAUUACAUUAAAUAAUAUAUUGUUAAAUAUUAUUCGAUGAAGUUAUGUGAAUUUUCUUUUAACAUUUAAGAUAUAAUACGCAUCGGCAGUUUCAGUUUCUGUCUGAUAGAAAUCUGUUAGCUACCCUAAUGAAUAAAGUAUGUUUUAAAAAUUA